UAAUGGUUGAUCGUUGAACCAUAAACCACUAAUUUUUCUGGUUUAUCAUUGGGUUCGGUUAUAAAAACAUAGAUAUUUUCAAUAGUAUGAUAAUUCCAUUGAAAUAAUAAAUCCAGCUUUAAUGGUAUGAAAGAGACCAUGUUGGGCAUAUUACCCAAUUAGCCAGUCGCUAAUUAAUUCUUAAUACCAAAUUAACCAUGUUAAUCAAGCAUCACUCAAUAAUUUGAUUCGUGAUCAAUCACUAUCAGGCAGUACCAAAUUGGAAAAAAGAUUUUACACCAUUCAGUACCGGAAGUGUUUUCCCUUUUUUUCUUCCUUCGUUUGGAUCUUUACUUUUUCCCAAGCGAUUUGACUUGUUGACUUUUGUGUGUUGUUAGCCGUAAGCGGCCGGGGGUUCAUCGCACGAGACAUGACGUUCGAAAACAGCGCGGGCCCCGCAAAGCACCAAGCCGUCGCCUUCCGGUCCGACUCGGACCUGUCGGUCUACUACCGGGUCGAGGUCCGCGGCUACCAGGACUCGCUCUACACCCACACCAUGCGCCAGUUCUACCGCGACUGCGUCAUCCGCGGCACCGUCGACUUCAUCUUCGGCAACGCCGCCGCCGUCUUCCAGAACUGCUCCAUCCUCGCCCGGAAAGGCCUCGACAACCAGAAGAACACCAUCACCGCGCACGGGAAGAAAGAUCCGAACCAGGCGACGGGCUACUCCAUCCAGUUCUGCAGCAUCGGCGCCGACGCCGACCUGCUGCCGUUCGCCAAUUCCAGCUACACGUACCUGGGCCGGCCGUGGAAGAAUUUCUCCACCACGGUGGUGAUGCAGUCGUAUAUUAGUGCCGCGGUGCGGCCCGAAGGGUGGCUGGAGUGGAACGGGCCCAUGUAUCUGGACACGCUGUACUACGGGGAGUAUAUGAAUUAUGGGCCUGGGGCGGCGGUGGGCCGGAGGGUGAGGUGGCCCGGGUUUCACCUGUUGAAUAGUUCGUCCGAGGCCAGUAAUUUCACGGUGGCCCAGUUUAUUGAGGGGAAUUUGUGGCUGCCGUCGACGGGAGUGAGAUACAGCGCCGGGUUUCAGCAGGUGUGAACACGAUUAAUGUUCGACAAAUGUGGUGGAGCUGUUUGAAUUGAAUUUAUCUUUAUUUUUAUUAGUUUGGGUGGACUGUAUUUAUUUGUUGGCCGGUGGACUACGUCGUAUGGAGGAAAAUAUAUAUAUUGCAAAGCAUGCAUAUAUAGCUCUCUUUUUUUACAACACAAAGGGGGAAAAGCUUCACUGAUUCGACUUCGACAUAAGCUUUUUUCGUUUAUCCUCUUUUUGUCUUUCUUUCAUGGUGAAGGAGAUAUUUCAUAUUAUUACGGCCAUGUGAUAUUUUGGGAUGAAAGUAAUUUCAGGGCUUUCUUUACCACCGUAAAAUAUUUGUUAAAUCGAAUUAUCACUUAUGGAAGGAUUCCAACUUCCUUUAACUAAAAGUACUCGUGGUGAUAAGAACUUUUGCUUCAAUUUUUUGGUGCCACAACUAAGAACCUGCGGGAAAGAGUGAAUCAGAUUUUCAGUCGCUGGAUCUACGAAUCAGAACAAGAAUAAGACAUGGGAGUUUGG
Molecule: messenger RNA, 1591 nt
Organism: Linum trigynum
Lineage: Eukaryota; Viridiplantae; Streptophyta; Magnoliopsida; Malpighiales; Linaceae
Source: the annotation of a GenBank genome assembly